Messenger RNA from Microdochium trichocladiopsis, 2601 nucleotides. RefSeq names its product sulfate permease 2. The transcript has 3 exons. Gene Ontology annotation, biological process: transmembrane transport. The record is from RefSeq and is a predicted model, not a curated record. Gene Ontology annotation, cellular component: membrane. NCBI's taxonomy places the organism in Eukaryota, Fungi, Ascomycota, Sordariomycetes, Xylariales, Microdochiaceae. The coding region runs from base 1 to 2601 and encodes 866 amino acids. Gene Ontology annotation, molecular function: sulfate transmembrane transporter activity.
AUGUCGCGGAGGAGAGAGAUCGGCCAUGCUUUGGCCAAGGCCCUUGGCAUUCAGCUGGAGGAGCCCGAGUACGACAAUCCUGUUACUCGCGGCGAGUCCGUCUUCUCCAACCAUACUGCCGAUGGCUUCGUCGAACAACAGCCCAGCUCCGCCGAGUGGCUUGAUGAGCUCAUUCCAACUGCCAGAGAUGUCGCCGAAUAUCUCAAGUCGUUAUUCCCCUUUCUCUCAUGGAUCGGCUUCUACAACCUGCAGUGGUUGUUGGGCGAUCUCGUAGCUGGCAUCACCGUUGGUGCCGUCGUCAUCCCACAGGGAAUGGCCUACGCCCGCCUUGCCGCCUUGCCAGUCGAGUUUGGUUUAUACUCGUCAUUCAUGGGUGUUCUGUGCUACUGGUUCUUUGCGACUUCAAAGGACAUUACCAUUGGCCCCGUCGCCGUCAUGUCCACUCUUGUCGGCAGCAUCGUCACCCGUGCCAUCGAGGCCGACCCUGAAGCCUACCGCGACCAGCCUUGGAUUGUUGCCUGCGCCCUGUCCGUGAUCUGCGGCUGCAUAGUCCUCUUUAUCGGACUUAUUCGCUGUGGUUGGAUCGUCGAGCUCAUGCCGCUGGUGUCGCUCGCUUCGUUCAUGACUGGCUCGGCCAUCAGCAUUGCUUCUGGUCAGGUCUCCACGAUGCUUGGCAUCACUGGAGUAAACACCCGGGAGGCUACGUACCUGGUGAUUAUCAACACCCUCAAGCGCCUUCCGACCACGACGUUGGAUGCCUCUGUAGGCUUGACAGCGUUGUUCCUGCUUUACUGCAUCCGUUUCGCCUGCACGUAUUACGCCAAGAAGUUCCCACAGAGGGCAAAGCUGUUCUUUUUCCUGUCUACACUACGCACAGCGUUCAUCAUUUUGCUGUACACGCUGAUAAGCUGGCUGGUGAAUCGAGAGCGCAGCACUUCGGCCUUCAAGCUUCUUGGCCCGGUUCCGACCGGCUUCCAACACGCGGCCGUGCCCAAAAUCAACAAAGACAUUAUAUCGCUGUUCGUCAACGACUUGCCCGCGGCGGUCAUUGUCCUGCUCAUCGAACACAUUGCCAUAUCGAAGUCUUUCGGCCGCGUCAACAACUACACAAUCAACCCGUCGCAGGAGAUGGUCGCGAUCGGUGUCACCAACAUUCUUGGCCCUUUCUUGGGAGGUUAUCCUGCCACUGGAUCCUUUAGCCGCACUGCCAUCAAAUCCAAGGCUGGAGUGCGCACACCCUUUGCUGGUGUCAUCACUGCUGCAGUGGUCCUGAUCGCCAUCUACUGUCUCGGUGCCAUGUUCUACUGGAUCCCACAAGCUGCACUUGCGGGAGUCAUCAUCCACGCCGUGGGUGACUUGAUCACGCCUCCCCAGACGCUUUACAAGUUCUGGCGUGUUUCGCCUCUGGAGGUCUUCAUUUUCUUCGUGGGCGUCAUCGUCAUUGUAUUCAGCAGCAUCGAGAACGGCAUCUACGUCACAAUGGUCCUCUCGUUCUGUGUGUACAUGUACCGAGUCCUCCGGUCCAAGGGCGAUUUCUUGGGCAAGGUCAAGGUCCACUCUGUACUUGGCGACCACGUCAUUGGCAACGACAAUAAUGUGGUGGGUUCGUACGGGACCAUGAAGCCACAGUCCGACUCGGCGGACCCCGGCUCCAUGGCGACGCGCAAUCUGUUCUUGCCCAUUGGCAAUGCGGACGGGUCAAACCCCGAACUCGAGAUCUCCAGCCCAUAUCCAGGUGUCUUCAUCUAUCGGUUCCAGGAGAGCUUCAACUACCCAAGUGCCACUUCUACGCUCACAUUCUUGAGCAACUACAUCUUUGCCAACACUCGGCGUACCGCCACCAAUACGUAUACCCGCCCGGGUGACAGACCUUGGAAUGAUCCGGGUCCAAAGAAGGGCCAUGCAGAGGAUACCAGUCUUCCCACCCUCAAGGCGAUCAUCUUGGACUUCAGCUCGGUCAGCAACGUGGAUGUUACGUCCGUACAGCACCUUAUCGACGUCCGGAACCAGAUGGAUCGUUACACUCAGCCUGAUUAUGUCGACUGGCAUAUGGCCUGCAUCAACUCCCGGUGGACAAAACGCGCCCUAGUGUCGGCUGGAUUUGGCUAUCCCACUGAGCGAGCUGACGGCAAGCACGUGGAGUGGAGGUCGAUCUUCAGCAUUGCAGAGAUUGGUGGUGAUUCGUCCGCUGCAGCAGCUGCUGCUCGGGAAUACGAGCACGGCGAGAAGGAUGCCGUUGGGCAGUCCACUGAGCAGUCCGCCCAUGGUACUCAAAACGAUUUGGGUCCUGAUGGCAUACAAACAAAGACCAACAAUAAUCACGUGGCCGCUGGUAAAGCCUCGAGUGUAGAAGAAGAUGAGGGCAUCGCGGCAACAGGCUUCUCCCAAGUGCAGCCCAGCGGCUCGAUGGGUGCAGCCAGCAGCAGCUCAGGCGUUUCCAACAAUCACGCCGCGGCGAAACGGCGAGUGGUGGUACAUGGCUUGAACCGGCCUCUGUUCCACACGGACCUGACAAGUGCUUUGCAAAGUGCGAUUGCCAAUGUCGAAGCCAGAGCGGAAGUCGAGACACGUGGAGGAUCAGACAUUGGGAUUACGCCUUGA